Messenger RNA from Paramecium octaurelia, 816 nucleotides. NCBI's taxonomy places the organism in Eukaryota, Ciliophora, Oligohymenophorea, Peniculida, Parameciidae. The record is from the annotation of a GenBank genome assembly.
AUGUUAAAAUUCCUUGAAAAUAGAGAUCCUCCUAGAUUUAAAAGAGGCUAAGAUUUUAUGCGUUUUGAAAGCAAUAGUCAUCUCCCUAAUAAUAAAUAAUUUAACAGUCCUCUUCAUUAGGAUGUACUUAUACACCAUGAUAAACCUCAAUAUUAUGUAACGAAAAAAUUGCCUCCUAUUUCUAUUUAUAAUCCAUUAGUUUAAUUGACAGACUAAGUGGAUAGACCAGAAUACAUUAUCAAAUAAAAAGAAGUUUAUAAUCCUCGUUAUAUGGAAGAAUAUUAAAAGAAGGGCUUCAGAAAAAAGCAAGGAAUUUUCGAAUCAUUCCAACACCUACUAAACAAAAACUAAAUUCUAAUUGAAGGAGUUCAUUCCGAUAAAAAACCUGUGUCAUUUCCUGUAAUAAAGGAGCAAUUCUAAAAGAUUUACAAAUCAUUGAAUUUAGAUAAAUAACAAUCCUCCAGGAGCUAAGAUAGCUCAAAAGUAGAUAAAAGCAAUUAAGACACUAGCAGAUCAUAUAUAAACAGUUAUGAUAAGAAUUUCAAUUCUCAUGUAUCACAAUAAAGUAAAUUAAGGACUGAAAAUAAGAGUAUUUAAGUAAGUUAAGAAAAAAUGAAUGUAUAGAAGAAAACUGAAUAAUCUAAAGAGUUUCAAUCAAAAAUAUUGCAUUCAUAUUUAAUUAGAUAAGAAGAAGAGGCGGAGAAAGAAAGGUAGAUGCGUUAAUUAAGUAUUUUUGAUAAGAAGAUCAAAGAACUUAGAAUUCAUUAAGACAAAUAUGGCAGGAGAAAAAUGACAAUUUAAAGGAAGUCUGAUUGA